AUGGCCAGCAAGUGGGUCAGGCCCGAGGUGUACCCGCUGUUCGCGGCGACGGGCGUGGCCAUCGGCAUCUGCGCCUUUAGCCUCCUUCGCAACAUCACCGGCAACCCAGAAGUCAGGGUCAACAAGAUGGGGAGGGCAGCGGGAGUGCUUGAGAACCAUGAGGAGGGCAGGCGCUACGCCGAGCACGGCCUCAGAGCCUAUGUGCAGGACAAGACCCCCGAGAUCAUGCCAGGAAUCAACAAGUUCUUCACCAGCCCAAAAUGA
Molecule: messenger RNA, 264 nt
Organism: Triticum turgidum subsp. durum (durum wheat)
Lineage: Eukaryota; Viridiplantae; Streptophyta; Magnoliopsida; Poales; Poaceae
Source: the annotation of a GenBank genome assembly